Molecule: messenger RNA, 9410 nt
Organism: Oncorhynchus keta (chum salmon)
Lineage: Eukaryota; Metazoa; Chordata; Actinopteri; Salmoniformes; Salmonidae
Exons: 16
Coding region: 78-6650 (2190 amino acids)
Molecular function (GO): RNA binding
Source: RefSeq, a predicted model, not a curated record
GUGUGAGUGAGAGGAACUGUAUCUGAGUGUUGGUGAAGUGCUGCUUUGCUGUUUAAGAAGCUGGUAGCGUAGUGAAAAUGGGGUGCUGCUGCAGUAAGGAACUGAGCCCAGGCCUGCUAAGUGAGAGGACCAGGCUGCUUCAGGCAUCAAGCCCAGAGGCGCUGGGGAUCAAACACCAGAACAGAAUACACACUAAAGCUUUGGCUCAACAUGUGUCUGACGAAAUGGCUCAACACACGUGUAUACCGGACGGACCGGCCAAACGGAAACUUCAGGAACAGGAGAAGAAGAACAAUGUCAUCCCGGACAACGUGUCGACAGGCCCCAAGGAGAGGCAUUGCAGUGGCAGUGGCAUGCGGAGUGGGGGGCUACUCACUCCGCAACACUCACACGAGGAGGAACUGGCUAUUAUUAACGCCUCCACAGGCCCCAGCAUGGUCACACAGACAAACACGGACACACACACACACAUGGACUCGACGGAGGCAGGCGUGCCACACACACACGCUGCCAAGGCCAGGGCCAGCUGUGGGAAUGUUCCAUAUUUGGAGGGGAGUGUGAAGAGCCCAUUAAAACAGAAGAUAGCAGAGAACACUAUGGAUAAUUCCGUUAGACAAAGGAUACAGAGCACCAUGGAGAACCCACCCAAACAGAAGAUGGAGAAGACAAUGGAGAACCUAGCGAAACAGAUAGAGAAUACCAUUCAGAACCCAGACAGACAGAGGAUAGAGAACACUGUGGAGAGCCCAGUGAGACAGAGGAUAGCGGAGAACGCCCUGCUCAGGUCUACUUGGUUCAACCAGACCCCGGAGCCCGGCCAGGAAGAGACAGAGGGCUGGAGGACCCCCCUGGUCGGAACAUCCCCAACCCACCAGCUGUAUAAUAUCAGAGCUGGGGGGGAUUCCACUAGAGUAGGAGCAGAGGAAGAGGAGGAGGAAGACUGUGUCAUCAGGGCAACCCUGGGGCGGGGUUUCAGGGCCAGAGCUCAGAGCUUCUACAGCAUCUGUUCCAUCGAUGCUGACGACCUCGACACUGACCAAUCCAACGCAGAGGAACAAACAGGCUUCAUCCAAUCACACACAGCGGAACCUACAGCAAUCCAAUCACACAUAGCCAAAACUACAUCCUCUAUUCAAUCACACGUAGCAGAACAUACAGCUUCUAUCCAGUCACACAUAGCCGAACCUACAGCUUUCCAAUCACAUUUAGAGGAACAUACAGCCUCUAUCCAAUCACAUGCAGAAAAACCUAAAGCCAAUGACCAAUCACACAGAGUGGAAUCUGCAAAGGCUGACCUAUCGCACAUAACGGAACCCAAGGCUUCUGAACCCAUGGCUUCUGACCAAUCAAAAACAGUUGAAUUUACAGCCAUUGACCAAUUACAAACAUUGGAACCUACAGCCUUUGACAAAUCCCACUGUGAGCCCCCCGAGGCACCUGUUCUGCCGGACCUUCUCUGGAGAAGCUAUGAGGACCCUCAGACUUCACAACAGGACAGCUCCAUCACCCCCGGAGACACCAGGACCCCACCACUAAGUGGAGACAUUACAGAUCCCGACAUACUUGAGCUGACAUCACGUCAGGAGGAGAGUGUGUGUGUGAAGGACGAGAAUGUGUGUGUUAAGACAGGACUUUUGUCCACAGUGAAGACUGUUUAUAGCAGCCAGGAAGGAGAAAACACAAAGAGGGAUUUGAACCUCCAUGAUACUCAAAACAAUAUUCCCACCACCACAUACCCCUGCCCUCCUAACCCUACCCUUACAGAGGAGCAGCUCACACACAGCCCCAGCCUUACCUCUAGCCCCAACUCCAGCCCCCUGCUUGGGGCAGUGGAUGGGGCCACAUGUGUAGAGGAGAUGGAGAGGAUUGAGGUAUACCAAGCUGUCUCAGUGAGGAUGAUCAGUGAGGGGCUGAAAGGAGAGACAGAUGAGGAUGAGGAGGAGGAGACCAUACUCAGCAGCACAGUGGAAACCACACUAACAGAGGUAUCACCAGUCUCCACACUCUCUUCACUAUCCACAGUCUAUCCAGUCUACGCAGUGUCUCUACCCAUGGACUUUACUGUCCACUCAUUCAAAUCUGACCUUAGACCAGUGGAUAUGGAACAUGAAGUUGGAACAAAACCUGAUCAGUAUGAUAUUACUUCAGACAGCAACGCCAAGCCUGAUCAAAACACAACACAUGUGUAUGCUGGGAGACCUGAUAGGGAUGAUGUAAAACCUACUGGAAAUAACAGAAGCCCAGUUGAUGACUCAGAGCUCAUUGAUUGGCCAGUCCAGGCUGAGGAUAUAGUGGGAAGGUCUGCAGCAACAGAGAAGGAGCCGGAAACCAGUGUGGAACAGAAACACUGGCAGGAAAUGGCUGCCAUCACCAGUCACCCCACAAGAGAGAGCAGCUAUCCUCAGAAUUGUAGAGAGGACAGAGAGAGCAGCAAUCCUUCUCAGGGUUGGGAGGACAUAGAGAGCAGCCAUAUUUCUCAGGGUUGUGAGGACAUAGAGAGCAGCCAUAUUUCUCAGGGUUGUGAGGACAUAGAGAGCAGCCAUAUUUCUCAGGGCUGUGAGGACAUAGAGAGCAGCCAUAUUUCUCAGGGUUGUGAGGACAUAGAGAGCAGCCAUAUUUCUCAGGGUUGUGAGGACAGCGAGAGCGGCCAUCUCUCUGAGGAAAGAGGAGGCUCUACUCCUGUCCCUCAGGACCUGCCUAGUGGGGACACUCACUUACAGCCCUGCAAAGGUCCUCCAUCCUCCUUGUCCCAUUUCCUUUCAAUAGGUUCAGAAUGGAGAGAUGGGAGGUUGAGUUCAGAGGGAGGAACUGAACCCACUGACUGCAGAAACCUGUCUGAGAAGAACACAGAAGACGGAACACACGCGGAGGACAGAACACACACGGAGGACGGAACACACGCGGAGGACGGAACACACGCGGAGGACGGAACACACGCGGAGGACAGAACACACGCGGAGGACGGAACACACACGGAGGACGGAACACACGCGGAGGACAGAACACACGCGGAGGACAGAACACGCACGGAGGACAGAACACACGCGGAGAACGGAACACACGCGGAGGACAGAACACAUACGGAGGACGGAACACACGAGGAGGACAGAACACACGCGGAGGACGGAACACACGCGGAGGACGGAACACACGCGGAGGACAGAACACACGCGGAGGACGGAACACACGCGGAGGACGGAACACACGCGGAGGACAGAACACACGCGGAGGACGGAACACACGCGGAGGACAGAACACACGCGGAGGACAGAACACACACGGAGGACAGAACACACGCGGAGGACAGAACACACGCGGAGGACGGAACACACGCGGAGGACGGAACACACGCGGAGGACGGAACACACGCGGAGGACAGAACACACGCGGAGGACGGAACACACGCGGAGGACGGAACACACGCGGAGGACAGAACACACGCGGAGGACAGAACACACGCGGAGGACGGAACACACGCGGAGGACAGAACACACGCGGAGGACAGAACACACGCGGAGGACGGAACACACGCGGAGGACGGAACACACGCGGAGGACGGAACACACGCGGAGGACGGAACACACGCGGAGGACAGAACACACGCGGAGGACAGAACGCACACGGAGGACAGAACACACACGGAGGACAGAACGCACACGGAGGACAGAACGCACGCGGAGGACGGAACACACGCGGAGGACGGAACACACGCGGAGGACGGAACACACGCGGAGGACGGAACACACGCGGAGGACGGAACACACGCGGAGGACGGAACACACGCGGAAGACGGAACACACGCGGAGGACGGAACACACGCGGAGGACAGAACACACGCGGAGGACAGAACACACGCGGAGGACGGAACACACGCGGAGGACAGAACACACGCGGAGGACGGAACACACGCGGAGGACGGAACACACGCGGAGGACGGAACAGACGCGGAGGACGGAACACACGCGGAGUACGGAACACACGCGGAGGACAGAACUCACGCGGAGGACAGAACACACGCGGAGGACGGAACACACGCGGAGGACGGAACACACGCGGAGGACGGAACACACGCGGAGGACGGAACACACACGGAGGACGGAACACAUGCGGAGGACGGAACAGACGCGGAGGACGGAACACACGCGGAGUACGGAACACACGCGGAGGACAGAACUCACGCGGAGGACAGAACACACGCGGAGGACGGAACACACGCGGAGGACGGAACACACGCGGAGGACAGAGCGACACUCCCUGAGGACACUGAGUGUAGUAAUAUAGCAACAAAUGACAAUGUGUUUGUCACCCCUGUUUUCCCACCUGUGACAUUUGAAUUCAGCCCAUUUGAUGAACCCCUGAAGUUUGUUUCCCACGGUGAUAACUGCUCAGAUGUGGACUACCCUGUAGACGAUGCAACAACGGCAGAUUCCUAUUUGUUGGUGGGAGUGCUGGGGGUGGAGCCUGAUCAGAUUGACGUUUACGCCUCGACCCCCUCUUACCAGAUACAGUUCCUGGGUCAGGGGUCACUGGCUGUCACCACGGACAUGGACACCAUGGGGGUGAGAGGACAGGUCGAGGAAGGGGGCAUGAUAGACAUGGUGUCAGAACUGCUGGGAGAGGAAGGGGACCCCACCCUCUCUGGCCUCUAUCCCUCUCCCUGGACGCAUUUAGGUCCAGGGCUGGUAGAGGAAGAGGUAUGUGGAGGAUGGGCCCAGGGGCUGGCCCAGGGUAUGGUCCCCAGCCAGGGUGAGGGUGAGGGUGAGGAGGGUUGCGAGGAGGAGCAGCCCUCUAGCUCCAUGGCCCUGCUGGGAGUCUACCCCACUUACAGCACUCUUCUGCCUCAGGACUCUUGUCUCUGGGAAUGGCACCAUCAGUACCAGCCUAAAUCCACCCUGGUCUCUGAGCUCAACCCCAACGCUCAGGUAUGGGCCAAUCACAUGCUUAGUCUGGACCACUCAGGCCCCAUCUACACUAAGUCCCGUCUACCAUGGCUAACCGUUAACCAGGAAGGGUAUGACCAGGGAUAUGACCUGGAGGAAGUGGGCAAGGCUCAGCUGGAACCGAGCGUCAUAGAAUUCACAACGGUCACUAUGGAAAACCUGUCAACCAAUGGCCUGGUCCAGGACAGCUGUAUAUCAGAGGAGCUCAUCGAUCAACUGAAGACCUCACUGGAGUCCUGUCUGUCACGGGAGAACCUUGCCAACGACCUCUACCUCAUCUCCCAGAUGGACAGCGACCAGUUUGUUCCCAUAACAACGCUAGCCAACCUCGACCACAUCAAGAAGCUCAGCACGGACUUGGAACUCAUCUCUGACGUCCUCAAGUCCUUGCCGCUGGUGGAGGUGGCAGAAUGUGGGCAAAAGGUACGGCCCAAUCAGGGACGCUGUAUCGUCAUCCUCCGAGAGGUCCCGGAGACCACACCCCCAGAGGACGUAAAGGCUCUGUUUGCGUGUGAGAGCCUCCCCAGGAUCCAGAGCUGUGAGUUUGCCCAGAACGACAACUGGUUCAUCACCUUUAAAACUGAGGCUGACGCUCAACAGGCAUUUCAGUACCUGAGAGAGGAGGUGAGGACGUUCCAGGGAAAACCCAUCAAGGCACGGAUCAAGGCCAAUGUGAUGGCAGUCACAUCUUACGCUCCAAAGAAUGGCUACAGGCCCGGCGCAAUGGACUCCUGCACAAAUCAGCAGCCUUACAACCCAUACUACGCCCCUCCCACUUUCCAGCAGCCCCUCCCACAGCUUUACCCAAUGACCAAUCAAAGCUUGGAUGCCAUGGCCGGAUACACGGACCCUGACCUGCAGAUGGCGUCAUUAUCUGGCUUCAUGAACGGCUUCCCAGGAGGCCCCAGCUUCAAAAUAUCCCCCUCAUACAGACACAGUAGGGGGCACCGUGGGCAGCGGGACCAGAGGCGGCGGUCUGGCGACAGGGAGCCGGGCCUUCUGGAUGACCCCCCCUUCUUCCCAGAGCAUGUACCAAUAGGACGCCCCCCUGGCCCCCACAGGCAGGGCCCGCCACGGUUACCAGGCAACAGGCGUAUGGAGGGAGAAGGGGGUCGACGUGGAGGGAGAAGGGAGUCAGGGUCCUCCUCAAGCACUGGCAUAGGAAGGAGAGGCCCCAUCGGUCAGAGGAGGAGAAGAGAUGAGAAGUACACUAGAGAGCCCCCCAAGUCGCCCCCCCGCUCCUUGUCUCCCAGUCUGGAGCUUGGCCCUACUAGCUUCCCCCCGCUGCCCCCAGCAACAGCCUCCAGAGAAACACUUACCAUAGCAACCAGCAAUCACAAAGCAACCUGCAACCACAAGUGUGCUGUUACAUACAGCAGUACCAGCCAAACAACCACUGUGACAUUACAAGACCUCCAGCCUAUCACAGCAUUGCCUCAGAAAAACCUCCCCCGAGAGAAGCUGAAGGAAACCAUGCCAUCUCUCAAGAGGACCACAGCAGCUCCUCCGACCGUGAAAGAACCUAUCCAGACCAUGAAGGAAAACAGACCAGCAGUGGAGUCCAAGAAGCCAAGCUACGCCGAGAUCUGCCAAAGGAUACGAGCCAAUCAAACGCUUUGCGCAAACCCCAUUGACUACACCCCAUCCGGGGCGGAGCUUGCCCCAGCCUAUCCUGCACAGGAGUCUGACCAGGCUCAGUUACCACGGUGACCAGAGUGAGCUGGUUACUUUUGGUUGGGGAGGGCAAGAGGGGAGGAGGAGAGAAGAGGAAGACGUGUUUCAAGCCAAAGGAAAAAAAUCUAUAGCGCUUUAAUGUUGAGGUUUUCAUUUAUUUUAUUUAUAAAGUUUAGUUAGUUUUAGAAGCCAAGUUGUAGAACUCUUGUUUUUCUCUGCUGUCUGUCUGUCCGUCUUGUGUCUGUCUGUCUGACUGACGGAAGUCUCUGAAUUCUUUACGGUUUAAUAUUGAUUAAUUUCUUUUUAUGAAUAUUGAUUAGUAUUUAGACCAUCAGACAUACUUCUGUAUUAAUUCCUAAGUCUAAAUAACUUCCGCGGAACAGUUACAGUAACUACACUGAACACACUGGAACAGUUACAGUAACUACACUGAACACACUGGAACAGUUACAGUAACUACACUGAACACACUGGAACAGUUACAGUAACUACACUGAACACACUGGAACAGUUACAGUAACUAUACUGGAACACACUGGAACAGUUACAGUAACUACACUGAACACACUGGAACAGUUACAGUAACUACACUGAACACACUGGAACAGUUACAGUAACUACACUGAACACACUGGAACAGUUACAGUAACUACACUGAACACACUGGAACAGUUACAGUAACUACACGGAACACACUGGAACAGUUACAGUAACUACACUGAACACACUGGAACAGUUACAGUAACUACACUGAACACACUGGAACAGUUACAGUAACUACACUGAACACACUGGAACAGUUACAGUAACUACACGGAACACACUGGAACAGUUACAGUAACUAUACUGGAACAGUUACAGUAACUACACUGGAACACACUGGAACAGUUACAGUAACUACACUGAACACACUGGAACAGUUACAGUAACUACACAGGAACACACUGGAACAGUUACAGUAACUACACGGAACACACUGGAACAGUUACAGUAACUACACUGAACACACUGGAACAGUUACAGUAACUACACAGGAACACACUGGAAAGGUUACAGUAACUACACUGAACACACUGGAACAGUUACAGUAACUACACGGAACACACUGGAACAGUUACAGUAACUACACUGAACACACUGGAACAGUUACAGUAACUACACAGGAACACACUGGAACAGUUACAGUAACUACACUGAACACACUGGAACAGUUACAGUAACUAUACGGAACACACUGGAACAGUUACAGUAACUACACUGAACACACUGGAACAGUUACAGUAACUACACGGAACACACUGGAACAGUUACAGUAACUACACUGAACACACUGGAACAGUUACAGUAACUACACAGGAACACACUGGAACAGUUACAGUAACUAUACGGAACACACUGGAACAGUUACAGUAACUACACUGGAACACACUGGAACAGUUACAGUAACUACACUGGAACAGUUACAGUAACUACACUGGAACACACUGGAACAGUUACAGUAACUACACUGGAACACACUGGAACAGUUACAGUAACUACACGGAACACACUGGAACAGUUACAGUAACUACACUGAACACACUGGAACAGUUACAGUAACUAUACUGGAACACACUGGAACAGUUACAGUAACUACACUGAACACACUGGAACAGUUACAAUAACUACACUGAACACACUGGAACAGUUACAAUAACUACACUGAACACACUGGAACAGUUACAGUAACUACACUGGAACACACUGGAACAGUUACAGUAACUACACUGGAACACACUGGAACAGUUACAGUAACUACACUGAACACACUGGAACAGUUACAGUAACUACACUGAACACACUGGAACAGUUACAGUAACUACACUGAACACAGUGGAACAGUUACAGUAACUACACUGGAACAGUUACAGUAACUACACUGAACACACUGGAACAGUUACAGUAACUACACUGGAACAUACUGGAACAGUUACACUAACUACACAGGAACACAUUAGAACAGUUAUAGUAACUACACUGAACACACUGGAACAGUCACAGUAACUACACUGAACACACUGGAACAGUUACAGUAACUACACUGAACACACUGGAACAGUUACAGUAACUACACUGAACACACUGGAACAGUUACAGUAACUACACUGAACACACUGGAACAGUUACAGUAACUACACUGAACACACUGGAACAGUUACAGUAACUACACUGAACACACUGGAACAGUUACAGUAACUACACUGAACACACUGGAACAGUUACAGUAACUACACAGGAACACACUGGAACAGUUACAGUAACUACACUGAACACACUGGAACAGUUACACUAAGUACACAGGAACACACUGGAACAGUUACACUAAGUACAAACAGCCAGACACUGAGUGCCAAGAAGCUAAAAAGCAAUGAUUUCAUAUCAAAAUUUGUUUCUGCAUGAGUUUUAGAUGUAUUUAUUUACUGUUUUAUUUAGAUGGGUUGUCUUGUGAGUUUAUUGGUUUGAGUUUGGAGGGUGGGUGUCUGUUUAGAAGAGAAACAUCUGAGGUGGAUAUUGAUAUGUGUACAUACAACACUGUUACCAUUAACAACUUGAAUUUGAUUUGGAAUCUGGGGUAGCUGGAGGGAGAGGGUGGGGGAUGUAGAUAAAACUUCCAGUUCGCAUGUCCUAUGUUUGAGAGAGAUUAACUAUGCAAAUGCAGUUAAUCGAUACAGAAUAUUUUAUUUUUUUCUGUACAGAUGUAAAUAAUUUGACUAUUAUUAAAUAAGUGCCUUUAAUAAUAAACAAUGGAAAACUCUA